This is a messenger RNA of Porites evermanni, 788 nucleotides long. Lineage: Eukaryota; Metazoa; Cnidaria; Anthozoa; Scleractinia; Poritidae. The record is from the annotation of a GenBank genome assembly.
GAUCAAAAGCAAAACACCUGGAUCUGUCAAGAAACUGGUGUAAGCAAUAUCAUCAACGCUAUCAGAAAAGCAAAGCGUAGAUGUGCAGGUCACAUUUCCUGGCUAUUUGAUAAUCAUUGGACCAUCAGAGCAACAGACUGUGGACCCAAGAGAUUGGACCAGAAAACAGGGUCAUCCAAAAACAAGAUGGAAAGACGAUCUCACCAGACAGCAGAUCGGACCCUUACGGCUAAGAUUAGCCAAGCACAGACACCUGUGGGAUUGAUCCAGGGAGGGGUGAGUGAAUGCAAACCCUGCUGUUCAUGAUGAUGAUGAUCGACACACUUUUAUAUCUUGAAUUGCACAUAUAAUUUUAAUUCCUGUGACAUGGUGUUUUGCAGGCGGUCAGUGCAUGGUUAAACUUGCAUGUCGGUGUGUGUUUUUUAAUAAAUAUUAUUAGACAAACAAACAUGGCAGCGAAAAAAGCAAUAUUACACAGAAGGAUAUUUCUCGAAAUCUACUCAUAAAUUAAAAAAUUUUAUGGUACUUGGCAGAAUUUUUACUUUUAUCGUAGUUUAAAUAAUGAGAACUUUAAAAUGGAAUUUGAACAGAUGAUUUUUGGGACGCGUUUAAUAUUACAGACUUACAAUUAUUAUUUAUUUAUUAAUUACCUAAAAACCAAAAGCUGUGUUCAGCCACCUUAAUGGCCUAUAACUUUUCAAAGUCUGGGACAUAGGCCCAUUUGUCUAUUUCUGGCACAGGAGGAUGAAGAUGCCCCGAGUAAAACCCUACAAGAUUUGUAUAGUAGU